UCUCUCUUUCCUUAAACCUUCAACACUCACACAUUCUCUCUUAUUCUCUCAUUCAACAUCUUUCUUGACUUGAAUUUAUAUCUUCUUACAAUUUUAGUCAAGAAAGUAAAUUAAAGAAUGGAGGCAAUGAAGAUGAGAGCUGCUUUCGCAGUUGUUUUGAUGAUUAUUGCUAUGUUUUCAGUCCAAAAUGUGGCUGCUGUUGAUGCUCCUGCCCCAGCACCCACUUCCGAUGCUGCCGCUUUUUUCCCCGCUACAUUGGCAUCCCUUAUCGCCCUCGCUUUCGGGCUACUCUUCUAAAAUUAUUUUGUUUUAUGAUAUGAAUUUGUAUCCAUUCUUUGGUUGGGUUAUCUGAUGUAGAGUGGUAUUUUUCAUAUUUUUUUCCUUGUUUGACAUUCUUUCUUGUGUAAUAUAAAUUGGAUUGAGAUUUUUUGUUGAAUUUUUAUGGUUGUGGUUUGAUUAUCUUAUGGAGUAUAUCAAUUGACCUAUAUAUUUCUAA
Messenger RNA from Chenopodium quinoa (quinoa), 496 nucleotides. Its product is annotated as arabinogalactan peptide 13-like. Lineage: Eukaryota; Viridiplantae; Streptophyta; Magnoliopsida; Caryophyllales; Amaranthaceae. The transcript has a single exon. The record is from RefSeq and is a predicted model, not a curated record. The coding region runs from base 118 to 297 and encodes 59 amino acids.